UGUAUUUGUCUUCUACUUGAUUGUUUUCAAUAGUUCAUCUACAAGGCUUCAUGCCACUGUAGAAAGCUAUCUCACCUCCAUUCCGCCAAUAUCAAUCGAAUCAGCAUUCACAAGCAAGAACGCGUUCGUAGUCUUUCUGGCCACCAAUUCCAACAGCAGGAAGAAGCGUGGUGGUUUUAAAAACGAGGAUUACUACUUCACCGGCACAAGAAUGCUGAUCUACCAGCUCUUGCACGAUCCUGCAACUCGCACAAACACUUCCAUUCCAUUUAUUGUACUUGUGACCAGCGAGGUCUCGGUAGAAAAUCGGGAGCAGCUCACAAAGGACGGUGCUCAAGUAAUCGAGGUUGGCGAGAUCAAGUUUGACUGGGUCAAACCUCGUCGAGAAAGAUGGGCACAUGUCAUGGACAAACUGCACGUUUUCGAGCUCACUCAAUUCGACAAGGUGUUGCUACUCGACACGGACAUCGUUGUCACCAAACGCGUGGACCAUAUAUUUGACGACCCCGCUACCCAAGACUCUCCCAACUUGCAAAAGCCGGAUAAGAUUUACAGUGACGAGGCACCGCAGCCGUCGUCGUACAUCAUGGCCGGCAAUUGUGGACCUUUUGACAAGGAGCAUCCAUACCCGGUGGAGCGCGGAACCCGUCUCAACGCUGGGUUCGUUGUACUGAAGCCAUCCAAAGAGAUGUUUGAACUGUAUCUCUCCGUCGGCAAGACGGAAGGCAAGUUCCCCGGCCUUUCACCAGAACAGGACCUUUGGAACUAUGUCCACAAUCGGGAUGGGAACAUGCCAUGGAAGCAGAUUGAUCCGGAUUGGACGGUCAACAUCCCAUCGUGGAACGACUACGAACACGGUAUUGCGACUUUCCACGAAAAGUACUGGAAGGUAGCGAAAGACAACAAACUCAGGGAUGUCUUGCUGAGGAGUAGGUGGAAGAUGGAAGGC
Molecule: messenger RNA, 949 nt
Organism: Dothidotthia symphoricarpi CBS 119687
Lineage: Eukaryota; Fungi; Ascomycota; Dothideomycetes; Pleosporales; Dothidotthiaceae
Product: glycosyltransferase family 8 protein
Exons: 1
Biological process (GO): protein N-linked glycosylation
Molecular function (GO): glycosyltransferase activity
Source: RefSeq, a predicted model, not a curated record